AUGGAGCUGUUCACUCUGUCUGCGCCAACGGACUUCAGUGCUGAACACAGAGCAAAGAGGUCUCACCACUGCCCACAUUGUGAGGAGAUUUUCCCAUUUCUAUCAAAGCUAAAAAUACACCUAAAAAUACACACAGGAGAAAAGCUUUACUCCUGCUCUGAAUGUGGAAAAUGCUUGAAAACAUCAACUGCACUAAAAGUUCAUCAGAGAGCACACACAGGAGAGAAGCCUUACUCCUGCUCUGAAUGUGGGGCGAGUUUCUCUCAACUGGGCCACUUAAAAAAACAUGAACGUAUACACACAGGAGAAAAGCCUUACUCCUGCUCUGACUGCGGGGCGAGUUUCUCAUAUCGGGACACCUUAAAACGUCAUGAACAUAUACACACAGGAGAGAAGCCUUACUCCUGCUCUGACUGUGGGGCGAGUUUCUCUCGACUGGGCUCCUUAAAAAACCAUGAACGUAUACACACAGGAGAGAAGCCUUACUCCUGCUCUGACUGUGGAAAGAGUUUCUCUGAACUGGGUACCUUAAAACAACAUGAACGUAUACACAAAGGAGAGAAGCCUUACUCCUGCUCUGACUGUGGAAAGAGUUUCUCUCGACCGUGCACCUUACAAAUACAUGAACGUAUACACACAGGAGAGAAGCCUUACUCCUGCUAUGACUGUGGGGCGAGUUUCUCUCGUCCGGACACCUUAAAAAACCAUGAACGUAUACACACAAGAAAGAAGCCUUACUCCUGCUCUGACUGUGGAAAGAGUGUCUCUCACCUGGGAAACUUAAAACAACAUGAACGUAUACACAAAAGAGAGAAGCCUUACUCCUUUUCUGACUGUGGGGCAAGUUUCUCUCGUCCGGACACCUUAAAAUGACCUGAACAUAUACACACACAGGAGAGAAGCCUUACUCCUGCUAUGACUGUGGAAAGUGUUUCUCUUGAAUGUGCCAUUUAAAAAGACACCAAGGGAAACACAAGAGAGGAGCCUUACCACUGAUCUGACUAUAGAAAAUGUUAAACACCAGCUGAGCUUAACUUCUUCGGGGUAGGGGGCAGCAUUUUCACUUUUGGAUAAAUAGCAUGCCCAAAUUCAACUGCCUGCUACUC
Messenger RNA from Salvelinus namaycush (lake trout), 1106 nucleotides. Its product is annotated as gastrula zinc finger protein XlCGF17.1-like. Gene Ontology annotation, cellular component: transcription regulator complex; PcG protein complex. Lineage: Eukaryota; Metazoa; Chordata; Actinopteri; Salmoniformes; Salmonidae. Bases 1 to 873 code for a protein of 290 amino acids. Gene Ontology annotation, biological process: regulation of transcription by RNA polymerase II. The transcript is spliced from 2 exons. The record is from RefSeq and is a predicted model, not a curated record. Gene Ontology annotation, molecular function: DNA-binding transcription factor activity, RNA polymerase II-specific; RNA polymerase II cis-regulatory region sequence-specific DNA binding.